UGAGGUAAAUUUUGAACCAGAACGAAUUGACAAAAAACUUUUCAGAAUAUUUAGUACACGUGUAUCGCUUCAGAGGUCAAAGAACUGGUACAGCUAAUGUAUUCACUCAUGUUUAAUAUAAUUUAAAGACUAUUAUUUUAGUGUGUAUUAAUUAAAUAUAAUACCACUUCAAGAUAUUUUCAACUAAUGUAUUUACCUCGAUUUCUAAAUUCAGUCAUUAAAAUAAGUACGGGAAGAAGAAUGACUUCACAAUUACCACUGUUCAUUGAAGGCGAAGUUAUCAAAGGUUUUGGGAGAGGAUCUAAAGACUUGGGAUGCUCAACAGCAAACUUUUCCUUGGAAGUAGUAAAAUCUCUACCAAAAGGAACAGAGCCUGGCGUUUACUAUGGGUGGGCGCAGAUUGACUCUAGCCCUGUCCAUAAAAUGGUUACCAAUAUCGGCUGGUGUCCCUUUUAUAACAACAAAGAGAUGUCAAUUGAAACCCAUGUAAUGCACAAAUUUGACACCGACUUUUAUGGUUCAAAUCUCAAAAUAUGUAUAGUUGGUUACUUGAGAGGUGAAAAGAACUUCAAAUCUUUGGAAGACUUGAUAGAAGCUAUUCAACAAGAUAUAAAAAAUGCUGACGAAAAGCUAGAGCAUACAGAUGCAAAAAGUUUAAAAACAGAUACUUUUUGGAACAAAGUACAAUGAGAACUCCAAAUUGAACACCUUUACGUAGUUGAGUACUUUUACGGAUUACGAUUUUAUCAUUUUGACUGCGUUACAGUGUAAAUAAACUACGGUAACUCAUAAGUAAGUUAAGGUAAGGUCAAUCAGGGACAUCAGGGUAGGUAAUUUCGUCAGCCGAGAUAAUUGAGGUAAAUGUGUUUUCUUUAGAUUAUGUACUUACAAGAAAAUGGUAAGUGCAGAGAGAGUUAUGUCUAAGGCGAACUUCCGUGAGGUGUUAAAUAUUUCCGUGGUGAAAUUGCAAUUUGCAUUCGUACCAUGCAUUCUCUUGUAAUUCUAGACUUCUAAAGAAAUACAUAAUAUAUAAUAUAAUAUAUAUAAUAUGUUUAUUGCUUUCACAUUGGUAAAAUUACAGAUGUUCUUAAUCGAUAAUGUAUCACAACAUGACACCCUGUAAGGGUAUUGCAAUUUUAUCUAUCUACUCUAAACUAAUACAUAUGUAAAUUAAACACAGAGAUAACAUUACACAAAAGUUAUACCUAUCUAAGCUAUGUAUUACUUAUAUGUCUAUUUAUGGUAUUUAUUACAAUCAAAAUAUUCUUGUAUAGAAUAAAAACAAUUACUCGUUAAAUAAUUUUUCAAGCAGUUAACAAAUUUAUCAUAUUUUUGCUCUCCCGCUAUUUCCUUUGGGAGACUAUUGAAAAUUCUUAUUGACAUAUUAUAGGGGCUCUUAUUACUUAUUUGUAAGUUACUGGCGGGAAGGGCUAUUUUAUUUUGGUGUCUUAAAUUUAAGGUACAAGUAUUAUGACGAUCUUUAGCUUUUAAAUAUAGGUCAGGAUGUUUUCUUACAAAUUUACAUGUUUCUAAUAUAUAGAGGGAUUGUCGCGAAGAACCGCGAGUAUCAAGCAGUUGGUAAGUUGCACAACAAAUAAUUUAUAGAUUCUAUAUAUCUUCAACCCUGCUUGCAACACUAACCUCUAUAUUGUCGAUGGACAUUAAAAAAAGAAGGUUAGUUCAAGAAGGAGGGAAAAACAAUGUCAGACAAACAAAUAGAUAAAGUUGUGUUGAGUGAGUAAUAAAAUAAAAGAAUAGAUUACCAGCUGUGGUAAGUUUCCUAUACAAUUUCUAUUCUCUAAUGAACCGUAGAAUAAAGCAUAUAACAAGUAUUCAAGUCCGCACUGGACGGUUGUGGAACAGCAAUAUGUAGUACAAGCAAAGUCGAGUGUGAUACUCAUUGCAAGUCAAGUCAAUAUAUCAAGUGAGGCAAUAUCAGGGCAGGUUGUAAGGGGUUGGAGGAGACCUGUGGGGACCUAAAUGGUUCCAACCAAAUAUGACUCGAGUAAGGGUAUGUUACACAAGCGAUCAAUGUAGUGAUUGCACACCUUGCCAUGACCCCGUGUUGUGGCAAGAUUAGUUCCCCGUGAUGUCAAUAGCUCGUCUAGGCGAGGCUAGACCGUAGCCGUGCAGAAGCCACGGGUCGCUCGAGUCAGAUUACAAUGUUAAUAAAUGUUCACAAAGUAUUAUGUAAAUAUUGCAGUUCCAAAACCUAAAUGCAGAUACUUUAUUCAAUAUCAAUUGUUAGUCUUGUCGUCUAUUACAUCCUCAUCAAUAAACGCGGCGACAGGGAUGGUAGAGUUAAAAUAUUAAAUUUUUUAAAGUACGGUCGGCAGCUUUCUUGGUUUUUUAUAUUACUUAAUAUUCUAAUACACCUUUUUUGUAAUAUGAAUAAAUCUGCACUAUUUGUGCUAUUACCCCACAAAUUGAUCCCGUAUUGGAGCCAUGUCUGGGUAAAUGCAUGAUAAGCACUAAGAGCCGUUUUUAACCCUGUGGUUUUUUUAAUAUUUCUGAGGGCAUAAGCAAAGCAUGAUAUUUUCAAGCUAAUUUUAUCUAUAUGCAUUUUCCAAUUGAUAUUCUCGUCAAUGACUAUGCCGAGGAGAUUGCAGUGCUUUAUUGGUUGAAUUUGGGUAUCUAGGUAAGUGAAAUCAAAAUUUAAUGGGGUUCGUUGAUGGGGUCGAAAUUGAAUUAAAUUUGUCUUUUUUAGGUUUAGUUGUAGAUUAUGAUCGCUGAGCCAUUGAAUUACGGUAUCAAAAAUAUUAUUUAACUUAUGAGUUAGAUUGUUACUGUUUGAACAAGAGAAUACUAUAGAUAUAUCAUCGGCAUAUAGGAAACAUUUUGUAUAUUCGGUAUUUAUUAUUUUUGCCAGAUCGUUAAUGUAGAUUAAGAAUAGGAUGCAGCCUAAAACACUGCCCUGAGGAAUAGAACCUGUGAUUUGUCUUUUUUGUGAAAAUGUUUUUAAAAGAGAGUUAGUUGUUUUGUUAAAAUAUUCUAUUUCUACAUACUGUAUUCUGUUUGUCAAGUAUGAUUUGAACCAGUCAUGAGUUGUUCCACGGAUUUCUAUGCCAUACAAUUUAUUUAGGAGAAUAUUAUGUUGUACUCGGUCAUAGGCUUUGCUCAUAUCAAGUAAAAGCCCAAAUGCAUAUCUAUUACAUUUAAGUAGGUACCCGAUUUCAAAAAAACUGGACAAGUGCGAGUCGGACUCGCCCACCGAGGGUUCCGUACUUUUUAGUAUUUGUUGUUAUAGCGACAACAGAAAUACAUCAUCUGCGAAAAUUUCAACUGUCUAGCUUUCACGGUUCAUGAGAUACAGCCUGGUGACAGACAGACAGACAGACGGACAUGUAGUGGUCUUAGUAAUAGGGUCCCGUUUUUACCCUUUGGGUACGGAACCCUAAAAAUAAUACGACCCUUCAGACUGAACACGUAAACUGACUAGGUACCGUCUGGCCGGGGAUUUGUAAAGCGACCGGCGGUUCAUCGACUCUCCGCCAUACCCCACAUACAAACGUUUUCUUAUCCACGCUUUCAAUAAAAAACAUUAUAUUAUUCGGUUAUUUAUAUAUAUCCAUACACAUUGACCUGUAUGCAAUUACAAAUCAACAAUAAUUUACUAAUUACUAAUAUCAUGAGCUUAAUUAUUUAUUACUUAAUGCAAACUUUGAGUUGUUUCCUUAUGCUGGCUAGUAGAAUUCACUUUUAAUGAUGAUUUUGAAUGAUAAAUAAUAAAUAUUUAUUAAAAUAUUUGGUUUGAUAUAAAGUUAGUAUUUACCUCAGGUUGGUGUGGUGAAAAACUGUGUUUCACUCGGUGGCAAAAGCCUUUUAUAGGUAAAUGUUAUUAAUGUAACAUUAGUACCUAUUAUGGAUGUAGUAAUUUGUUUACACCGUAUUGUUAAAUUACGAGGAGGUAUUUAAUAUAUGAAUUGUUGUUUUAUUAAUACAGUUUAUUUUAAUAGUUAAGUUUACACCUAACCGUACCGUUACCGUUCGCUUCAAGUUGGCAGUUACCUCCCGGUGCGCUUCCCCGCGCCUAUCCCUCUGACGCCUUAUCCACUCGGCCACCACAACUUUACAACUACUUUCAUUACCUACAUUUAGUACAAUCACAAAAAUUAUAACAUAAAAUAAGCAUUAAAAAAUAAAGUACACGAUUAUCUUCUGUCGACAGUAAUAGUAAUAAUAAUUGUACCUGUGACAUUAUCAUAUUUUAAUGGUCGCCGACUGCCAACUUAAAGCGAAAGGUAUUAAGUACACAACAAUUUCGUAAGAACUAAAUUCAUUGUAAGAAUUUAUAAUUCCUUAAAUGUGAUAGUUUUAUACAACAUUGUUACAAAAAUACACUACUUAAGUGAAAAUAAAUCGAUCGUUUCAUUUAUUAUUACUGAAUAAAACAUUAUGACUCCCUAUAAAGAUUACAAUAUGCACCAUGGUCUAGAUAGACCAUGGUGCAUGUACAGUAGGCGCUCGUCAAUCCGGCAGUUAGCGUCUUAAAUGGCCCGCUCUAUACUCGGUAGCGUUUGUAUUCGUGCUUUUAUUUCCCAUACAAAUCCACUAAUCCGGCAAAGGGGAAAAAAUCGGAUGCCGGAUUACCGAGCGCCUACUGUAUUGUAUCAAUAAAAUUUCAAUCUUAGUAAUCUGAUUUAAAAUUCAAAUUAGAUUGGGAAAUGUGAUGUCUUCAAAUGAAUUACUAGAACUAUUUUUGCAUUUAAUGGAAAAACCGAUUUUUAAAGUUACUUUGGCACUGUUCAUUUUUGUAAGACUGUUUACACUAACACAAUUUAGUGUGACUCGCGCGGGUUGCAUUGUAGUGUGUGUAUUGUGUAAGUGUAUUUGCUUAAAUAUAAAGACCUAUGUAACCUAUUAUUAUUCAGUAAUAAACAUCUAUUCGAGAA
This is a messenger RNA of Cydia strobilella, 4892 nucleotides long. It is a transcript of the gene Rfk, whose product is annotated as putative riboflavin kinase. Lineage: Eukaryota; Metazoa; Arthropoda; Insecta; Lepidoptera; Tortricidae. The record is from RefSeq and is a predicted model, not a curated record. Gene Ontology annotation, cellular component: mitochondrion. The coding region runs from base 187 to 690 and encodes 167 amino acids. Gene Ontology annotation, molecular function: riboflavin kinase activity. The transcript has 3 exons. Gene Ontology annotation, biological process: riboflavin biosynthetic process; FMN biosynthetic process.